CUCCCAAACCUAACAUAUCCGACAUGGAUAUGGGCGGAGGUGGAGCUGAAGAAACUAGGCAGAACUCCUCAAAAAGAUCCAGAGAUUUGUGAGAAUCGGUCUUGGCAGAGCUGCUGCUGGACUGAAGAGUCAGUCAGGAUGGAGUAUUUGUUGAGCUGGAGGUGCACGACCUUCAUCAUCCUAAUGAUGGGUCUUCAUCUGGUCACCAUGUCCUCUGCCCAGGAGUGUCCGUCCACCAUUGAUUUGCUGAACUCAUUAAGGCAGGUGGAGAAGAUGUUGGUGGUGCAUGAAGCAUCCUACCAGCACGGUCUGCGUGCCCUCAGGAAGAAGAUCGGCGCUCUUCACAACAGCACCAUGGCCAUCUUUAACUCUGGCAGAAACGCAACCUGUCCCAAACCUGAGGCCCCCCCCCAUGGACGCCGACUGGGCAGGGUGUUCGGCAUCGGACACGAGGUGCACUUUCUGUGCAAACCCGGCUAUGAGCUGAUCGGGCCGAGGACCCGAGCAUGUCUGGAGUCCUUGAAGUGGAGCGGGCAGCCACCCAUGUGCAGACGCCUCAACGGCAGCAACAGCUCCAUGGCCUCCUUCUCCUCAGCUGCCCUGUCAGCUUCUUCCCUCCCCACCCACUCUUCUGCAUCUGCCACAGCCCCCCCUCCUGCCUCCAUCCGACCGUCUCACUGCACCCACUUCCUGGGCUCCACCCGCUGCACCUGUGAUGUAGGCUUCACCAUCUCAGGCCGCGACAACAACGUCUGCACAGAUAUCGACGAGUGCAGUCUUUUUCCUCUGGGUCAGCCCGGCCGUCUCUGCGUCCAUCAGUGCGUCAACACUCCCGGCAGCUUUCACUGCGUCUGUCCGGCCGGCUACAGCCUGGCCCGGGACGCUCGCAGCUGCAGCGACAUCGACGAGUGUGAAAACGGGAUGCACAACUGCCCAGCUGAGCAGACGUGUGUGAACACCUUUGGGGGGUUCCAGUGUGUGACGGUGGAGUGUCCUCACAUGAAAAAUGCCACAUACAUCAAAACAUCUCCCAUGCGCUGUGAGAGGAACCCCUGCGUGGUGGCGGACGCUGCCUGCACUCAAGCUCCAAACUCCAUCACCUUCCACUUCCUUGCAAUGGUUUCCAACAUGUCUGCCCCUCGUGACCUCUUUCGGGUUUCUGCGGCGCGCGUGCUGGGCGACACGCUGCGCUUUGGCUUGGCGGGGGGCCACGGGCGGGGCUACUUCAGCGUGCAGCGCACAGGCCGGCAAACUGGCACCCUCCUCCUGGUCAGGUCCAUCAAAGGCCCUGCCGCCCUGGAGGCUGAGGUGGAGAUGAGCGAGCUCCAGCAGGGCACCCUGCUGGGCCGAUACGUCACCAAAGUCUCCCUGCUCGUCUCUGCUUACGACUUCUAGCGGGGGGGGUCCGCGCGUCAGCGUGGCUGCCGACGACAGGCCUCAGAAAACACUUGAAGGAACUGAACACUUAGGGGAAAACAUGCAGGGCCUUCACUUGUUUUCUGCUUUUUAUGCUCACGUUUCAUGCCUUUGUGUCUCAGUAGAUCUCAUUAAAUAACUGAUUUAUUUUGUAAGUGAUUCGUGUAAAACAACACAAACUCAUAAAACUUUACAUUAAUUUAAUAAAAUCAACUGAGUUUAUUCCCUCCAACAAUCCCUCGCCGUUUUUAGCUUUGUGUCCAUUUACUCUCUGAGAUUCUGAACACAAGACGAAAGGUCAA
Messenger RNA from Oryzias latipes (Japanese medaka), 1718 nucleotides. RefSeq names its product fibulin-7-like. Gene Ontology annotation, molecular function: calcium ion binding. NCBI's taxonomy places the organism in Eukaryota, Metazoa, Chordata, Actinopteri, Beloniformes, Adrianichthyidae. The record is from RefSeq and is a predicted model, not a curated record.